ACCUUCAAUAGCCACGUAGACUACACAACUGGAAGAAACCCGUAUAGUGUCACAGUCGGUGAUUUCAAUAACGAUUCAAAACUGGAUCUGGCUGUGCCAAACUUUAGCGACAGUUCAGUCAGCAUUCUCCUCGGCAACGGUGAUGGUACCUUUCAGACCCAAGUACAGUACAGAACUGGAUCGAGUCCAACUAGUGUCGCAUUUGGAGAUUUUAACGGAGAUUCGAAAAUGGAUUUGGUCGUUGGAAAUGCUAAUGGCAAUACGCUCAAUAUUUUAAUGAACGGAUGUUAAUAAUUUUAUUUCUGUAUAGCUUUUUGUUUUUAUUCAUGUGAGUUUUUAUUGCAGUCAAAAGGCAUCUAAUUGCUUCUUCUAAUCUCGCGAUUCUUUUAAUGCUUAUUUUGACUUUCGAAUGUUUUUUGGAUUUAUGUCGACAGACAUUUAGUGUUUCUGUGGAGAAAGUUUGUUUACUUUUUUUAAUACCCUUAUUAAAAAACUUUUGAAAGUAACUUUUCUGAAUUCAGCAUUAAAAACUGAGCAUGACGUUGAAGUAAAAGGACAAUCAAGUACGGACGUCUUGGACUUCCUUGCAAAAGGUGCCUGAUCAAUUUUGCAAAGGUGUCUAACUUUUCUAUGAAGAAAUGAUGCCGACUUUUUAUUUCAUUAGAACUGCCAUUAAACGAGCUGAAAGUUCCGAUGUUAAUGCUGAAUUUCGAAAACUUUUGAAACAAUUGUUAUUGUUUGGCAAGCAGCAUUUAUCGCAAGCAAAACCCUGCAGAGCUUGUCACUGGACAGAUUGGCAAUAUACUUCUCAAUGUAGCGAAACGUGUGGUAACGGUCAGGUGCAACAGGAGCGAUUCUGUAUUGAUAAUGAAAAACUACCAUGCAGGGCUAGGACAAGUACAAGUACCUCAAGUAAAAGUAUUAUACUUGUACUUGCAAAAAUGUACUUGAUACUUGUACUUAUACUUUAA
Molecule: messenger RNA, 971 nt
Organism: Didymodactylos carnosus
Lineage: Eukaryota; Metazoa; Rotifera; Eurotatoria; Philodinida; Philodinidae
Source: the annotation of a GenBank genome assembly